Messenger RNA from Ruditapes philippinarum (Manila clam), 1923 nucleotides. RefSeq lists its product as uncharacterized. The record is from RefSeq and is a predicted model, not a curated record. The transcript has 5 exons. NCBI's taxonomy places the organism in Eukaryota, Metazoa, Mollusca, Bivalvia, Venerida, Veneridae. Bases 595 to 1026 code for a protein of 143 amino acids.
UCAUAUUUUUGCAUUACCUUAGAGUAUGGUUUGACACUGACAAGCAUGUUAAAAUACAUAAAAUUACAUUCAUUUAGCGUGAUUAAACAAUUGUCAUUUAUGAUUAGUGGUUGGCAUGUUACAUUGCAAUAAGUGUCCGGUAAGUAGUUUAGUUUAGUCAUAACGUUCGUACACCCCAUUGGGUUUUGGAUGUAUCAAAAUGUGUUUCAUUAGUAAUCGUAAUUGAUUUACCAAUAAAAAUCAUUGUUGCAGAUAUAACAAUAAGCACGCGUCAUAAUUAUCCGUAGGUAUUCUCAAGUAUUUAAGUUCACGUAAUUGGAGAUUGAAGGAAGUCUGAAAGCGGGAUUGCAUCAGUAGACAAUAAUUUCCUAGACUGUGUUGUUAUUACAAUUAUUACGGAUAGAAGGUACCAAGCAUAAACAUUUAUCAGCAGUUAACAAUUUACAGAUCAGUGGGAUUCAUCCAGCAAUAAAUCUGUUUCAAUUUACGACUUUAUAACAUUAAUCAUACAGGCAGAGACGACUUCAAUAUAAUAACAAUAUAUCUGAGAUAUAGGUUAAUUGAAGCAUCCAAUAGAUCAAUACGUCUUUAAACAUGAAACUUCAAAGAAGCAUGGCUAUUGUGAGAAUUGCUUUUCUACUGGUAAUAAGUAUUGCUAUUGUAAAUGCAGCAGUAGCCAAUCGACUGGACGAGGAUUUAUUUAAUGAUAAAAAUGACGGCUCAAUCACAUUAAAGUCGGCAGAUUCGUCCUUCGAUUACAAAGUUGAUCAUCAGAUGUACACUAUUCCAUUACGUCAUUUUGCAAGACACGGCCUAUGCAGAAAUAAGAGAGAUAAGCAAUAUUUCUAUAAAGCAUUGAAAGGAAAGUUAUGUCAAAUAAAAGAGAUGUUUGUAGCAACAUUUGUAGAAGAUCUAUGCAAACACCGAGGUUCCUUUCUAGAUAAAUGGGUCUCAGAAUUGUUUGAUGUGGAUGGUGAUGGAAUGAUUACUCACCAUGAAAAGAGGCUGUAUAAAAUAAACAACUAAAUCUUCACUGUUGUUGAAUGGAUCAAAAUAUGGGAACAAACAAAAAACGACAGCGCAAAUGUGCUAGAACUUGCAGAUACACAUACGGAUAUGUGAAUUUACAGUGUUUAUAUGAAUAGGCUUCCAUGAAUAUUAUGUGAUAUUUUGAGAAAUGUGUUAACACAUUGCCUUAUAUCAUCUUGAACUAUGAAUUUUAUUUACAUUUGAUAAGGAAAUUGUAUAUGUCAUGCAAUCGUAAACAAAAACAUGAUAAAAUAUGAUAUAUAUAGUUAUCUUAUAGUAUGUGACCUUAAAACUUAAAACUCGCUUAUAUUACUCUCAUUAUGCUCUUAUUUUUUGAAAGAGCAUUUAAAUGUUUUUCAUAAUUUAUUGCUACCGCUCUAACAAAUUUAAAGCUAAAAUUAUUUGAAAUAGUCCAUUAAUUUGAAAUUGGAUUUUAAAAAGACAAUGAAUUGUAAAAUUGUCAAAUGCAUGUACAAUGCUCUGAUAAUCACGUAGUUUGAACAAUUUUGUUUGCAUACAUAAAUAUAUAACAUCGUUUAAAAUGAGUUAAUCUUACGAUAAGAUACGUGAUUUAAUUGCAUUAAAGGCAUAAGCUUUUGAUCUAUUUGAGCUUUUUACAGUAGAUAUGUGUGACAGAUAACUAAUUUUUCUAAAAUGAAUAAACAUUUUGGUCUCAAAUGCACUUUUUAUUAUAUUGUACACUAAAAUAUUUCUUUAAUAGACAUGUAGUUACAUUAUGUUUAUUACAUUGUAUUACAUUUUCAAAAUAUCAAUGCAUUAUCGUAACUUAUUAUAGCAUUAUCUGUGAUAUUUGUAACUUUUACUCUUUUGUUUUAUUUAUUUAAAUACAAUAUGCAUGUCAUAGAAGCUAGUUAUGUAAUAAAUGUCUGAUAU